AUGGUUGACGGUCAGGGUGAUGCCCAUGAGGGUAAAGGUGAUGGGUAUGAGGGUGAUGGUGAGGAUCAUAGUGAUGUUGGUACAAAAAUGGUUGAGGGUGAGGGUGAUGCCCAAAAGAGUGAUGGUCAGGAUGUUGACGUCCAUGAGGUUAAGGAUGGUGAGGUCCAUCAUGUAGAGGAAGCUGAGGUACAUGAUGUAGAUGAUUUUGAGCUAGAGGAUUUAGGAGAGGAUGAUGAUGUAGAGGACAGUGAGGGAAAUGUGGGAGAACAAGCUUCCAAUGCAUUACUUGAGUCUGAACGGUCAACAGAUAAUGAAUUUAUUCAUGAUGUUUGUGGGUUGUCUGACAAUGAGUGGCUAUCAGAGGAGUUGAUUAGUGGAUCAGAUAGUGAGGACAAUGAUGGGUCGACUAAGAUAAGGUUUCCCACUUUUAGUAUGCCUAAAACUUUGGUGGGUUAUAAAUGGGAAGUAGGAACCUAUUUUGUUGAGAAAAAUGAAUUCACAGAUGCCAUAAGGACUUAUGCACUAAGUAAUGGGAGAAGUUUAAAAUUUAUUAAGAAUGACAAGAAAAGGAUUUCUGUGAAGUGCUUGAGUGGAAGAGGAUAUUGUAAAUGGUAUGCGUAUUGUUCCUUUAAGACUGAUUUCAGUGCAUGGCAACUGAGAAAAGUGUUUGAUGUUCACAACUGUAGUAGAGAUUUCAAUGUAAAGUUGAUGACUUCAAAGUGGUUGAGUGAAAGGAUGGAGAAAACUGUGAGAGAAAAUCCUACAAUGAAGGUCAUGGACAUUAGGGACAAAGUUACUAGGAAAUGGAAUGUAGGAAUUUCAAGAAAUAUGGCUUUUAGGGCAAGAGCAAUGGCAAAAGAUAAGGUUGAAGGAUCAUUCAAAGAUCAAUACAGAAGACUUCACGAUUAUGGUCAUGAGCUGCUGAAAACAAAUCCAGGUACAACAGUCCAAAUUAAAGUUGAUAACAGUAAUGAUGAGGUCAUAUUCCAAAGAUUUUAUGCAUGCUUGAAGGCAUGCAAGGAUAACUUCAUUUGUUGUAGACCUAUUAUUGGCUUGGAUGGAUGCUUUCUGAAAAGCAAGUAUGGAGGGGAGUUACUAACAGCAGUGGGAAGAGAUGGAAACGACCAAAUGUUGCCCAUAGCAUAUGCUAUUGUUGAGGUAGAAAACAAAGACUCCUAG
Vigna angularis (adzuki bean) is the source of this 1179-nucleotide messenger RNA. RefSeq lists its product as uncharacterized. The record is from RefSeq and is a predicted model, not a curated record. Bases 1 to 1179 code for a protein of 392 amino acids. The transcript has 2 exons. NCBI's taxonomy places the organism in Eukaryota, Viridiplantae, Streptophyta, Magnoliopsida, Fabales, Fabaceae.